AUGAAGCUGUCCAUGCAGAUAAAAGAGAAGCUAAAGUCCUCCUCCCACCCAUCCCCCAUUUCGGACACCCCUCCGCCGACACCCACGGCGCCUCCGACGAUCGAGGCGGCGCGCGUCUCGCAGAUGGACCUGGACCGGGAGUGCAUCCUGGAGCGCUCGCGCCUGGUGUCCAUCGCGCCCGCGCGCAUGCCGUACAUCGGCUUCCACGGCAAGUACAACAAGCGCUGGUACGUCGACAUCGUGUCGCUGCCGCACAACUCCGUGCGCACGCUAAUCUCGGAGGUCUUCGGCCUGCUCACGUCCGUGCACCGCCUGGCCCUGGACAUGACGCGCGCGGACUUUGACAACCUCUUCCUCUUCCUCGCCGAGUUCCAGGCCUACACGGCCGCGCUGCUGGCCGCCGAGGACAGGCUGGUCUACCCGGAGGUCGAGGCCGCGCUGCGCAAGCGCCCGGACUACGCCGCGCACGUGCUGCACCCGACCCACCGCGCGGAGAGGAAGAACGACAUUGCCCGCCUGCUCGCGGCCCUCACCGACCCUACCUUGCACUACUUGCAGGCCGUCGCCGUGGCCAACACGCUGCAGGCCACCGUCGAUGAGCUGUCGAGGCAGCUGCUGGACUACUUCUCCGCGCAGGAGGCCGUGCUGCCGCGCAUCUUUGCGCACUCCAUGCGCGGGUCGCGCGAGAAGAAUAAGAUGGAGGCUAAGCUUAUCAAGUACUUUGCCGAUGCGGGGCAUGAGUUUUACUACACGGCCCUGCUCGCCCUGCCGCUUCAUUCUCAAGAAGUGCGCGCCGAUUUUGAGGAGCGCCAUUUUGCAAAGCCGGCCCGCGCCCACCAGUUUAGAACCGCUGUCAAAAGGGUACAAGACUCACUCAUCGCCAUUCCGAGGGCCUUUGACGCUGCUGCGAGCGACUACGAGACAAAGUUUUCCAUGGCCGCCUUCCUCGAGAACUACGGAAAGGACCGAGACGUGGACGCUACGACCACCAUGAUCUGA
Messenger RNA from Chondrus crispus (carragheen), 999 nucleotides. RefSeq lists its product as hypothetical. The transcript has a single exon. The coding region runs from base 1 to 999 and encodes 332 amino acids. Lineage: Eukaryota; Rhodophyta; Florideophyceae; Gigartinales; Gigartinaceae. The record is from RefSeq and is a predicted model, not a curated record.